Pseudoliparis swirei is the source of this 7344-nucleotide messenger RNA. RefSeq names its product AF4/FMR2 family, member 4 (gene aff4). The coding region runs from base 261 to 3737 and encodes 1158 amino acids. Lineage: Eukaryota; Metazoa; Chordata; Actinopteri; Perciformes; Liparidae. Gene Ontology annotation, cellular component: super elongation complex; nucleus. The record is from RefSeq and is a predicted model, not a curated record. Gene Ontology annotation, biological process: regulation of gene expression. The transcript is spliced from 21 exons.
UUAACUUAGCAGCCUUACCUAUCAGUCACUUAUGUUUAUGGAAUAAUACAAUGAACGACAGGCAAAAUGAAUUUAUUUAGUUUUCUCCUCGAUGCGAAGCUGCGUUUCAAGGAAAAGAUGGACACUGACCCUUCGGUCCUAGUGUUUUAGCUGUUAUAGCGUUUUGCUGAGUCCAUUUUGCGUGUAACUGGAAAAGACAAAGAGAAAAGAGCUUUCCAAUAGCUAGAAUGGUUUGGGCCUAAAAAGAAGACAAGAGCAACAUGAACCGUGAGGACCGGAAUGUGCUCCGAAUGAAAGAAAGAGAAAGGCGAAAUCAAGAAAUCCAGCAGGGAGGAGGAGGAGAGGCCUUUCCAGCAAAUUCACCUCUCUUCCCUGAACCCUACAAAGUGUCCAGCAAGGAAGAUAAACUGUCAAGCCGUAUUCAGAGCAUGCUGGGCAAUUACGACGAGAUGAAAGAGCCGAUUGGUGACACACUUCCUAAGCUUGGCGGUAAACCAUCUAACAGCUCGUCUUCCUCCGAGGAGAAAUCGGGCCCACCUCUGUUUGGCGGGGACCAGCGCGGCGUCGGUAGCGGUGGCAGCAGCCAGAGCAGCAAGUGGACUCCCGUUGGCCCCGCGGCAGGUGGCUCUUCGUCCCAGUCCCAGAAACGCUCCGGACUCCAGGGCGGCCACGUAAGUCAGAGGAGCGGCGGCGGCGGCAGUAGCCAAAGACACGGAGGGGAGGUGCGGGAAAAGAAGUCGAGUAAACACAGCGGGGAGCACUCGAAGUCGCACACGUCGAGUCCGGCCAAGGGCUCGCUGAGCUCCUCCUCCGGCGGCGGCGGCAACAGCCACUUGCGGAGCUCCUUGUCCGCCGAGCAGAACCACAGCAAGGAGCGCUACCGCUCCAAGUCCCCACGAGACCGGGAGCCCAACUGGGACUCUCCCUCACGGGUUCACACCUCCUUCCCCACCGGACAGCACUCGAGUCAGGCUUUUCCGCCGUCUCUCAUGUCCAAGCCCGGCUCCAUGCUGCAGAAGCCCACAGCGUAUGUGCGGCCUAUGGACGGCCAGGAAACGGCAGAACCCAAGAGCUCGCAAGCGGAAAGCUACAGUGGACAGUCGCACAGCAGCACCAUGGGAGAGAUGAAGUCCAACAGCAAGGCCUCGCUCUCCAAACUCAAGAUGCCCUCACAGCCGGUAGAGGGAUCUGGUGACGCCAACUGUGUCGAUGAGAUUCUGAAGGAAAUGACUCAGUCUUGGCCCCCUCCGCUGACAGCCAUCCACACCCCCUGCAAAACGGAGCCCUCCAAGUUUCCAUUCCCCACCAAGGACUCUCACCCUUUUCCAAGCGGGCACAAGCGAGGUAGUUCGUCCAAGAGCUCGAGCAGCCACCAGUCCAAAGUGUGCGAAGACCAGCCCACGGUCCUGGAAGACGACCUGAAGCUCAGCAGCAGCGAGGACAGCGACGGAGAACAGGACUCUGCAAAGAAUGCCUCCAGGAACACGUCGGCAAGCAAUAACAGUGAAGGAGCGGAGCAGUCGAGGGACGACUCCAGCAGCCACAGCGGCUCGGAGAGCAGCUCGGGCUCCGACAGCGAGAGCGAGAGCAGCACCACGGACAGCGAGGCCAACGAGCCGCCGCGGCCCGCCUCUCCCGAGCCCGAACAACCGAUGGCCAACAAGUGGCAGCUGGACAACUGGUUCAAGAAGGCCAAGCAGUUCUCUCCGGCGUCUCCGGUGGACAAUGUUCCGACCAAGUGCAAGAAAGAGGGCCGGGACAACGGCUCCGGACGCGGCUACAGUAGCCAGGGAGGGGGCUCAAAAGACUCGGCGGCGCCCACCCCGAGCAGGGACCUCCGGGCGGCGCAGAAGGGGGCGGAGGGCGGCCGCGGCCGGCAGAAAUCCCCCGCCCAGAGCGAGGGCGGCGCAAACCCGCGGCGGAGCAUGGGUAAAAAACAGCCCAAAAAGUCCGAGAAGCCCCCGGUGGUGGAGGAGCCCAAGGGCGGGCUGAGGGUGGAGAGCGAGCCGGCGCCGGAGAUCCCUCCCCAUCGGCCCAAAGCCGCCACCAAGGGCUCCCGCAAGCCCAGCAUCAAAAAAGAACCCAAAUCCUCUCCGAGGCCGACCGCGGCCGCCGUCACCACGGCGGAUAAACGCAAAGCCAAGGCGCCCACCAAGACCUCGCAGAAGUCUCGGGAGUUCGUCGACACGGACUCGUCGUCGUCGGACUCCGAGGGGAACGACAGCAUCCCGUCGUCGUCGCAGACGCCCAAGUACACGGAGAGCAUCAGGACCCCCGUGUGCGUGUUUUCUCCAAUGGAGGAAAAAGAGCUGCUGUCGCCCCUCAGUGACCCUGAGGAGCGCUACCCCACGAGGCAGCCCCAGCACCAGGUUUUACUCGUGAAGAUCGAUCUCAGCUUGCUGUCGAGGAUCCCGGGGCGGCCCUACAAGGAGCCUGCGGAGAUAAAAGUGGAGAGGGACGACUCUCUAGACCGGGACAGCAAAGACUUCAUCAAACAGAGCUCGGAGAAGGGCUCCAUUAAGGCCAAGAGGAAACACAAGAACGAUGAAGAUGGCACGAAGCCAGAGAUCAAGCGUUGCAAGCUCGAGGAGAAGUCCGCGUCUCACCAUAAAAACAGCAGUAAAGAGUCGAAGAGGUCGAUGGAGAAGAAGGAGGAGCCGGUCCCCUCUCCGUCCAUUUCGGGUCUUCAGCGGACGCCCAAGCAAGAGCAUCCGAGUCGAAAGCGGACGGUCAGCCAGUCCUCCACCUCGUUGUCCAGCGGCACAGGAAGUGGGAAGGAGGGAAGCCACAGCACCAAGGGCAACUCCACCUCCAAGCACCGGAAAGGAGAGGACAAGGGGCGCGGCACGCGCGACGGCAAGGAGAAAUCCUCAAAGGGCUGCGAUAACCAGCUGGCGGUGCCGCCGCUCUCCACGGAUGGCUCCAAGUCUCAGAGAUCCAAGCUGGUGUUUGAGGACAGGGUCCAUUCGGCUGAUCACUACUUACAAGAGGCCAAGAAGCUGAAACACAAUGCAGACGCCCUGCUGGACCGCUUCGAGAAGGCCGUGUACUACCUGGACGCCGUGGUGUCGUUCAUCGAAUGCGGCAACGCUCUGGAGAAGAGCGCCCAAGAAGCCAAGUCUCCCUUCCCCAUGUACGCCGAGACGGUGGAGCUCAUCAAAUACACUAUGAAGUUAAAAAGCUACCUGGCCCCAGAUGCUAUGUCCGCCGACAAGAGGCUAGCGGUGCUCUGCCUCCGAUGCCAGUCGCUGCUCUACCUGCGGUUAUUCAAGCUGAGGAAAGACAGCGCACUGAAAUACUCCAAAACACUCACUGAACACUUAAAGAACUCUCUGAGCAACACCCAGGCUCCCUCUCCUGGAAUUGGAAAUAAGGCCGGUAUGUCGUCGCCCGUGUCCCCCAAACUGUCUCCGGGCACGGCCGGCAGCUACUCGUCGGUCAGCAGCAGCAGCAGCAGCAGCAGCGCCAGCUCGUCGGUCACCAUCCCUCAGCGCAUCCACCAGAUGGCCGCCAGCUACGUCCAGGUCACCUCCAACUUCCUGUACGCCACCGAGGUCUGGGACCAGGCGGAGCAGCUGUCCAAGGAGCAGAAAGGUGACAUACCUGCAGAGUUCUUCCUGGAGCUGGACAAGGCGAUGGGUCCUCUGAUCUUCAACACCAGCAGCAUGACGGAGCUGGUGCACUACACGCGGCAGGGCCUCCACUGGCUGCGGCUGGACGCCAAGCUCAUCCCCUAGCAAGGACUCGUUCCCCCCCUGCACACACACACACACACACACACACACACACACACUCGCACUCGCACCGCCGCUUCUUGAGUUCAGGAACAUGUGCUCAAAGACAGUCACGCAUGCGCCACAGACGGAUACAAUGAUGUACUGUAUGCACACACACACACACAGUUCACCUCUGCUCCUCCACACACACACUCGCACUCACACUCACUCACACACACCUUCACGUGAUGAACUUCCCAGACAUAUCUCCAACACUGUGUCCAUUUUCUACACCAGCUUGCCAAAAACACUGAGCAAUCUUAAGAGUCUCUCACACCGUCGAGGGGGAGGAACAUCGGAAACUGCAGCACAGAAACAACAACAACAACAACAACAACAGCAGCUUCAUAUAUCGGCAUCCUUACAGUCUUUGCCACGUUUCUAUCCAUUUGGCAGCGCUGGGUGAACUAUUUGCUACGAAAACAUUUAACAACGGGGUUUUUUGGGGGUUUUUCAGCUACUUUUGGCUUUUUGACCUUUUUUUAUUUGGCUUUGUUUCACCAAAGUACCUCCCAUGAACACCAAAGGUGCUUUAAAAUGAAGGUUUCUCUUUAUCAUUUGUGUGCCUUGUAUGUGAGCGACAGGAAGACAAACAGCCACCCGUCAUAUCCCAGUCAGCCCCCCCCCCCUCUCUCUUUUUUAAAAACUCAUUUUAAACAUAUUUAACAGUGAAUGGAAGCUGGGAACAUUCAGUUUUCACUUUUAAGUCCCGUUGACUCACUUUAGAGUAAAGAUGGCGUCGACCGCCUCGAGGCGCCGGAGCUUAACUCCCGGAGCACGCCCACGAGCUGGGAAGGGCUACUGUGCACAGCAGAUUAAUACUUCUGACACGCAUAUUUAUAAAUGUUUAUCGGCCUAUCCUGUGUCAUUUUUUAUUUUAUUUUCCAGAAUCACAAAAAAGAAAAUUAAUUUUCGCUCCCCGCUGGUCAGUUUGCUCAAAAACCACCGUGGUCCGGUUUCAAUGCAAUGAGCACCGCGGCCUCUAGGUGGCGCUAGCGAGGGCGUUUUUUUAGACUCUUGGCCUUAAUAAAAACAAAUUGUUCUGGUCAACGUUCUCUCUAAGAGAUUUGCUGUAUUUGAAAAGCUCCAGAAUGUGACAUGUUUGUUCACAUGUAGCGGCGGAGGAAGAGCGACUUCCACUCAGUGUUACCCAUCUCUUAUUUGCUCAGAGUGUAUUUUUCUAAGGAACAGCAGGGAGUGUCUUAAGUAUUGAAGAUCAUCUCCACACACACACAAUGCAGUUAUUCACAGUGCAUCUCACAGUGACCACGAAUUUGGCACAAACCAACGCAAGUCGAUCCGUAAUGAGAUAUUUAGAGAGGCGAGCUCGUCAGUGUUGCAUUUAUAGAAAAAAGAGUUUUAAAUCUAUCAUUAUAUAUUUAGAGAAAAAGACAAAAAGAAGUAUAACGGCCACAAUAUAGAUUUUAUUUAUAUACCGAGCAAGUUUUUUUCUUUUUUCUCCCUCCUGGCCUAAAGAAGUAUAACUUUUUUUUUUAAAUGCAUUCUUUUAAAACAGGGUUGAACCAAGGAUUAUGAGAUGCAAAGUAUUUGUUUGUGUAUGUACUUUAUUUCUUCUCCUAUUUAAAUUUGAAUCACGCUUGUAUUACGAGAAGGUAGACGAGUCCUCCGGCGAGGCGGCGGAGACGAGCGAGCGGGUUUUCUGAAUGAAGACGUUGAGGCUGCGCCCGCCACGUCAGACGACUUUGGGUGUUUUGUUCACGGACAUGAAGGACUGCUUCUUUUCUUUUUUUAAUCUGUGGUUGUGUUUCUGUCACGCUCACUUCCUCCUCAAAACAUGCUGGAAACAUUUCAGCCCAGGUCCAAUAGUACUCACGGAGAACUCCUGUUGGCUGAGUUUUGGGGGGAAAGGAAGAAAAAAGUGCCAGAAAGUUUCAGGUUACUUUCUGAAACUUUUCUUUGCCGUUUUUAUCACUUCAUUUUACACCAACCGUCAGAACGUUGAUAUUGGACCCCGGUUUGACCUUUUUUUUAUUGUGUAUUUUCUUUCAUUCACUGGCUCCCUGGCCUUAACUGUUGGAGGGGAUACUGUUAUUUCCUCUGGCGCUUGAACAAGAGAAAGCCAGAGGGGGUAUUGUUUUAAUCUAUGCAGGAUUUUUACAACAAAAAAACAACAAAAGCAUCUUUUUCUGUGGAAAAAUCUUUUCUUUUGGGAUGUUUUUUUCACCCCUGGUUCUUUUAUUCUUUUGUUGGCCUCAGUGAGAAAACCUGUUGAACUCAAGUGUCCGAUGCCUUUUUAGCUUUUUGCAAUUUUGUGUACUGGUUUAGUAAAUAUGUGUAUAUAGAUCAGUUUUUAUAACCAAACACAGAUGGCUUGAGCCAUUUUGUACUUAAAGCCCGAGGCCACUUUUCUCCUGGGGGGUCCGAGCCCGGUCUACGUCUUCAUACACUGGUUCACUUUGUGAGUACAGGUCCACGGUCUUCUAGUCAAAUGUAAAGGAAAUUAGCAUAAAAUCAAAUUUUAACAGUUUGCUAUUCGCGGUUAUUUAUUUUUCUGCCCCUUUUUUGUUGUUUUUUGGCUUAAUUAUUUCUUUUUCUAUUUUGCCUUUUUGUUUUUUUAAAGUUCCUUUUUACGAGAUGAGGAAGAUGUAAAUGUAUCGGGGGGUUGUUCAUGAGAUUUCCUUGUAAGUAAUUAAUAUUAGUUCUAACUUGAAAGAAUCCAGGGUAAGAUGAGUUCUCUUUUUAUUUUAUUUUACAUUCAGUAGGAAGAUGUUAACACUUGCAUGUUUCUAUUUAAAUACAAAUGUAUAAAUUGUAAAUAUAACAUUUCUUUAAAGGGUGAAUUUCUACUACAGGUUGACAUUUUUAUUAAAAUUUAAAAAAAUGCUGUAAAUACAUUUGUGAGAUACUUUAUGCACAUUUACCCCCUCCCCCAUCCUCCACCCCUCUUUCAUGUUCUCUUCUUCUUCCAAGCUGUUACCGAGUACAUCCCAGUCUCUCGACGCAGGAUAUCAACUUUCUUUUAUUUCUCAGUCCUUUUUUUAUUUUCUUACGGCGCUCGUCUUCGUCUCCGAGUAUCGCGGUCGCCACAUAAUCAUCGUCUCUCGAUCCGAGUGUGAAUAUUUUGUCUCCUCCGUAUUUGAUACGGAGGCGCGUACCUUUCAUGAAAUGUAUAUCGUUCAUCUCGUGGGAUGGAUGGAUGGACGGAGGUGUAUUUACUGUGUGUCCCUUCUUUUCUUUUUUUUUACAAUUGGUCCAACGUGUUUUUUGAAACAGAGGUAUUUCUCUACAGGUCAAAACAGUUGUAGCAGUUUAUACAGUAUGUUGUAUAACAUCCUUUUUUCUAAAAAGUCGUCUCCGAAGCGAGAGACCAGCAGCAUACGCGAUGUACAAUAGUCUAAAAUUGGAUUAGUUUUAAGAACUGAUAGAGAUAACUAUAUAUGAUGGAUGCAAUUUGAUUAAAGGUACUCAUUGAGUUUGAUCUUCAAACUUAGGUUAUGUAAUUUAAAGCAUUCUUGUGAAGUGAGUAUUAAUUGUGACUAAUGAGAGUCUGUCCUGAAUAUUCUUUGUAUUUUGCCGUAUUGAGAAUAAAAUAUAUAUGGAUAUGUUU